This is a messenger RNA of Plasmodium yoelii, 927 nucleotides long. RefSeq lists its product as uncharacterized. The record is from RefSeq and is a predicted model, not a curated record. Lineage: Eukaryota; Apicomplexa; Aconoidasida; Haemosporida; Plasmodiidae. The coding region runs from base 1 to 927 and encodes 308 amino acids. The transcript has 3 exons.
AUGGAUGCCGAAAUAUGUAGGAACUUCCUUUUAGUAAAGACGGAUUUUCCCGAUAAAUUGAUUGAUGGGAAAUAUCAAUUUAAAGAUGAUGAACAUUCCAAAAAGUAUUGUGAUAAUGGAAACUGUAAUGGUCCUCUCGAUAAAAUUAAUACUGUAUGUUUAUAUUUGUUUAAUGAAUUCUUUGGGAAUUCUUCCGUGUUUGAGUCUGUUUCAAAAAGUAACGUCAAUAUUGUUGAAUACAUUAUGAUAUGGCUAAAUUAUAUGUUAAACCUAAUGGAACCAUCAGGAUCUACGACAAAUCUAGAAUAUUUUUAUAAAUUAUAUAUAAAUACUGGUGUAAAGUAUAAUGAAGUUAUAAAUGGUGAUAAACCUUACAAUAGUUAUAAGGAUCUUAUAGAUAAAAAUAAUUAUUUUUUAACUAUGGAUAAAAGCAUUAUAAUUAAAUUAUAUAAUGCAUUUAAUAUAUUAUGUAAUAUGUAUAAUGAGUAUAAAGAAGACAAUACAUAUUGCGAAAAAUAUUUAAAUAAAGCUAAAGAAUUUGUUAAAAUAUAUGAUGAUCUUAAUAAAAAUCCUAAUAAUUCUGAUGGUAGUUCAUAUGGACAAGUAUUGUGUACUUUAUCAAAUGAUUAUAAUAAUUUUAAAAAUAAAUGCAAAGAUAUUAAAUGUUCCAACUAUUCGUCCUUUCCAACGAUAGAAAAAAAAAAUAAUAGUCUAAAAUGUUCUGAAAAAACUGCACAAGGUUCUGAAGUUACAUCAUCAAGUUCGUCGAUAGGAAAUACAAUCAUUUCAGUUUUAUCAAUAUUUGGUGCAAUAGCAUUUUUUUUAGGAAUUUCUUAUAAGUAUUCGUUAUUUGGAUUUCGGAAACGAUUUCAAAAACAAAAAUUAAGAGAAAAGCUAAAAAAUAUAAAGAAGAGAAUGAAUCAAUAA